GGCAGUGGGUGUUUGUUUCCAGUCGGACUGUGGUUUAUGCGAGCCUGUUUGGCGCCUGUUAUCAUUAGCUACAGACCGUAGGUUUGAUUUUUGUUUGUUUCGCGAUGCCUUCAGAAAAUCUACGAUGGAAAACUUUAGAGGGCUUAAAAAAUUCACCAAAGGGACAGGUGACCUUCGACCCGUACUGGUCUGAGAGAGGAGAGCAUAUUCUGGCUGGUUGCAAAGAGACCCUGAGCUUGUCCUCUCAUUCUGCGGUCAUACUUGAGCAGAUCGACUCUAAGUCCCUGCACAAGUCGUCCUUCCUGGACUCCAGUUCUGCAGACUCUGAGGAGAGUCCAGCCUCCGUUUCCUGCUCAGCAUCCACAGCAGACCUCAACGGCAAGCUCACCACACUUUCGUCAGCUCCAUCUCUGAAAGAUCAACAGAAAGAUAUUUCGGGGUUGUUACCGAAGCUUAACGUACUUCAGGCGGUCAGUGAUGAGACGAGAGAUGAAAGUCCAGAGGCAGACAUCAGCGAAGUCUCUAGUCCUUCUCCCCCACCUGCCAUUUCCCUGCUGUCACCCAAAGCCAUGGAGAUGGCUGGCCACAUCAUCCGCUUCGAGGAAGAUCAGCGAGAGAAGGCCAAGAUGGCGCUCCGAGAGCGGCAGGCCAAGCAGGAGAAGCUGGUGGAGUCGGUGGCGAGCGACAAGUUGGAGCACCUGAAGCGCUUCGAGGAGCUGAGGGAGCUGAAGCAGAGGCAGGAGUUCCAGAGUAUAAGGGACAUGAUGGACAGAGAAACCAAAGAGAUCAUGGGGCGACACGAGAAGCUGAAGGAAGAGCAGCGGCACCGGAUAAAGAUCCAGAACCUGCGUCUGAGGGAGCUGGAGCAGCAGCGACUCCGUGAGGUGGAGCAGGAGAAGCAGAGGCAGGCGGAGGGCAGAGAGAGGCUGCGGAGCCUCAACAGCAUCCAGGAGGAGAUCCUGCAGAUCAACCAGCUGCUGGAGCUGUCUGGCCAGACCGGCAGCGACCUCCCGGCGGCCAGCCUCACCUCCUACAGCUCCCGCGGGAACCAGCUGUGCUCCCAGGUGUCGGAGGUGGUGAGAAAGACGGCGGAGGGAGAGUUUCCAAGCUUGGAGGACAUGACCGUGGCAGAGCGAGCGCUCUGCGACAUGAGGUUGGCGAUCCGGCAGAUGGAGGAGGAGGCAGCCAGGGUUCGGGAGAAGAAGAAGGAGGAGCAGGAGCAGGAAGAGGAGCGCAGAAAGCAGGAGGCUAUGCAGGCGCAGCAGGAGGCGCAGAAGAAGGCAGAGCAGGCAGCCAAAGAGAAGGCACAGAAAAAAGGGCUGCAGAACAGCGCUGAAGAGAGCACCAUGAAGUGGUACAAGGAGCUGCAGGACUCGGCUGCUCGGUGCACUCAGUCCUUUGAACAACUCAGUACUCCAAAAGACCCGCAGACAAAGAAACUGAAGCUGGAGCUGCAAAAAGCAGCCACCAUCCCCGUCAGCCAGAUCUCCACCAACUCCGGGUCGCAGCUCAGAGAGAUCUUCGACAAGAUCGACAAGCUGCUGUCAGGACGGGCCGUGGUGUCUGGAGGGAAGUCCGUCUCCGCCUCGCAGCAUCCUCAAGGCCUGGAGUUCGUGGGCUGCAAGCUGGCAGAGAAGUUUGUGAAACAAGGCGAGGAAGAGGUGGCGUCCCACCAUGAAGCAGCCUUCCCCAUCGCCGUGGUGGCCUCCGGCAUCUGGGAGCUGCACCCUCAGGUGGGCGACCUCAUCCUCGCUCACCUGCAUAAGAAGUGCCCGUACGCAGUCCCACACUACCCCCCGAUGAAGGAUGGCACAUCUGUGGAGGAAUAUCAGAAGAUUCUGGGUUACCGUGUGGAUGACUCUGGGGUCGAAGGUCAGGACAGCUUUCUGAAGAGGAUGUCUGGCAUGAUCCGCCUUUACGCUGCUGUGAUUCAGUUGAGGUGGCCCUACGGCACCAAGCAGGGGGCUGUUUCUCAUGGGUUGAACCACGGCUGGCGCUGGUUGGCCCAGAUGCUCAACAUGGAGCCUCUGGCAGACAUCACAGCGACGCUGCUCUUUGACUUCCUGGAGGUUUGCGGCAACGCCUUGAUGAAACAGUAUCAGGGUCAGUUCUGGAAGCUCAUCCUGCUGCUGAAAGACGAGUACUUCCCCAGAAUCGAAGCGGUGACCAGCAGUGGACAGAUGGGCUCCGUCAUCAGGCUGAAGCAGUUCCUGGAGACAUCGCUGCAGAGUCGACAGAUCAGUCCACCCAAAGGCCAGCUGAGCUCCACGUUCUGGAGGUCCUGAUGGACGAGGUUCUUCUCUGACGUCUGUAAGAACCGAACCAAAGAGAUGAUGUUGAGGAAACCUCUGUGAGGGAAACGGCUCUGUCUUUUCAUGCUUGGAGAGACCCUGGAGGUCACCUGGAGCGCACACUUCGAGUUUUAUGCAUCAUCAUUAGCGAGGCGAUCUCUCCUGGAAGAUUUGAAGAUCUUCUGGACUUUUCUCAUGGAUGAACCUAAACCAUCAUGAAUGAAGAUGCUGCUCGUUGCCCUACAGACUGGAUCACCUCCUUAAUUUUUAUAUAUUUUUAUUUUCUCCUGAAUCGCUCCAAGCCAAGAUACUUUCGGGUUCUGAUGAAUUCAGACACUUUAACACUAAAACCGCCGUCCUGAAGACAUCUUGGUCCAGGCGUGUGUGAAAUGCACGGAUUAUUUAGAUCUUUCUGAUUAUUUAUGAGCAGCAUCACAAGCUCAGCUGAGCUGUUCAUUAAAGAGGUGCGAAAACAACGUGCUGCGUCCCGAUUUAACUCUGAAUCAGAUUCUUUUAAUUAGUGGUUUUACCGUUAAAAUGCUCAUGAAUCAGUUCAUUCGUCACAGUUCAGUUCAAACAUUAGGAGUUGUAAGAUUUGAAUGUAUUUAUUUUUUCCACGAGUCCACUGUGUGGAACUGAGAUGUUAUCACAGAGAUCAUUUUAUCGUGACAAUGAAGCAGAACUCUGGCUGUUUGUGGCGGAUGAAUGUCGUGUUUGACUAAAAACCGAUGUAAUCUACAGAAACUGUUUAGAAUAAAAUGAGCCAGGGGUUUUUCUUUCUUUCUGAAAAUACAUUUUUUUCUUCUGUAAUUUCUCUUUAAAUAUAAACAUUUUCCAUUGGGAGAUAAAACAUACGAGGUUUUCAUAGUAUAUGAUAAUGUUGGGUAGAAAUAGCAGAAUUUUAAAAGUGUUUACACCAAAAGGUAAAACCAACAAAAUGAUCUAUUUGCUUCUAUUUCAAACAGAAAUGCAGCCGUUACUCCUACUGUUGCUAAAAUAACGUUUAGAUCAUCAUAGUUCUAACAAUAUAUAACAUUUUAUUUUCAUGUUGGGCACACAAACUGAGCAAUGGUCUUCACAGUGGCGCAGUUCUCACUGCUGCUGCUGUGCAGCAAGAAGGUCCUGGGUUCAAAUCCUGGCCUGCAGUGUUUCUACAUGGUGUUUGCAUGUUUUCGGACUGUUGAUUGGUUUCUCUAAAUUGUCCUUAGAUGUAAAAGUAUGCAUUCAUGGUUGUUUUCCCUGUGAAGAAUAUUCCUAUGUUGACCUGUGCAGGGUGUACCCAGUGAGCUGGAGAUGGGCUCCAGCCUCCUGCUACUAUGCCUGGAUAAGCACACAUAAAUGUGUGUUUUUGAUGGGUUGUUUUUUAUACUCCUGUCUGAGAAUAUGUCCUAUCUGGCUUUUGUUUCAGUGCUGCAGGAAGUUUCAGCAUCUUAAUAUGCAUUUGACAGUUUGAUCAGGAUCUAAGCCAGGCUGCCACUGACUUUUGAGGUUGAAAAAUUCUUCCUCGUUAAGGUAGACCGCUGCAGCUCUUUGCACCACUGCUGCAGAAUCAUGUGUAAACACAAGUAUUGCAGCGGUGACCCAAAAAUAUUGUAUUUCAUGCAAUUUGUGGAACACGUUUUACUCACCUCACCAUUCAGGAUGCUUUUAUUGACAUCACUGGACAUACUUUAUAAAUAAUUGGGCUAAUUAUUAUAUGACCACUUCGGGGUACCCAUAAAGCACAGAAAUGGCAUUCCUAGAUGGUCAGUUGAUCCUUUAAUGCACAGACCUGCAGUCCUUGGAGGGCUGGCGUCCUACUUUCAGAUGUGUCUCUGCUUCAGCCCAACUGAAUCACAUGAUUGGUCAUUAGCAGGACUGUCUGGAUCAGAAAGUUUAAGGACACCGGCCAUCGAGUACUGGAUUCUGACACCCCUGCUUUAACGUGAUAAACUAAUGUACCUGGUCCCGACUCAGCAGAACACUGUGAAUUCCACCCCGUUGAUCCCAGUAUACAUUCAUUCAGAAUAGGAUCAGAUAAAAAGCAACACACGGGACUCAUGUUGCUCACAAAAUCUAGAAAUAUAUUUUUAAUAUGGUUAUAAUUCUCUUCCUUCAGUGUGUGGUGGAGGGGCUCUAUGCUCCUUACAGCCAGAGAAAACUCAGCUUAAACUGGUAGGUUCUCUGGUUGUUCAUUAAAAGAACUUCAAACUGUAGCAACGAUGUGAUGGAAUAUUUUAGUGAACCCUUUGCAUACAUUGGCACCGUCAGCCAGUCCAUUCAUAAUUUGUUUAUUUAUUUGUAUAUUUCUGACAUGCAUCAUUGAUCACCCAACUUCUUUCUUAAAGGAAAUAAAAACAAAAUGUUCCAAACUUA
Messenger RNA from Girardinichthys multiradiatus, 4646 nucleotides. It is a transcript of the gene gle1, whose product is annotated as GLE1 RNA export mediator. The transcript is spliced from 15 exons. Gene Ontology annotation, cellular component: nuclear pore; nuclear pore cytoplasmic filaments; cytoplasm. The coding region runs from base 105 to 2285 and encodes 726 amino acids. Gene Ontology annotation, molecular function: inositol hexakisphosphate binding; translation initiation factor binding; phospholipid binding. NCBI's taxonomy places the organism in Eukaryota, Metazoa, Chordata, Actinopteri, Cyprinodontiformes, Goodeidae. The record is from RefSeq and is a predicted model, not a curated record. Gene Ontology annotation, biological process: regulation of translational termination; regulation of translational initiation; poly(A)+ mRNA export from nucleus.